GAAUGUCAAAUUUACGGACCAAUCAAAAUUCAAAUGUCAAUUAUCAAAACCUAUGGCUACAUAUCUAUUUAUUUAUUAGUCUCUGCAUUUAAUGUGAAUUGUCAAAUUUAAUAUUUUUUUUUCAACAUACAAAAUAAAAUAAGUAUUUUAACUAAAGGCUAAAACAAUAAUUGGUUUUGUUUAUUCAGUCUUUUCUUCACAGUUUUUACUUUCAAGCUCGUUGAAUUUAACCAUCACGUUGUUAAAGUUGGCCUAGAAUGAAUCUUGGUGAAAUUGCAAAGAAAUGUUAACGCUGUUUUUUGAAAAUGUUUGAAUCAGAUGAUUUUGAUCAGGUCCUUUCUCAGUUUGAGAUCCCCGAAGUGCUACCAGAGGAGAAAUAUUCACAAAAAGAGAAUGUAACAAGUCAUAUAAAGAAACCAGAUAAUCCAGUUGAAUCUAAUUCAAACAAGUUAGUAACUGUAAAUGAGAGUUUUAAGCCACCCACAAAUAAUGUUUUAAGGGAACAAGCAAUAUCCCCAAAGCAUAUCAAAAGAAAAAUAAUUAAUUCAUAUUUUGAUCACAAAACUAAAAGGAAAUUUCCUGGUCCUGCUGGUAUACUAAAUGGUAGUAUGGAGGAACCUGAAGACCACAGCAUUGGUCAUAUGGAACUGCUAUCUCAGGAUAUAGAUUUCUCACAACAUAAUCUACAAAAACAUAUAUUUGAAUCACCACUAUGGACCAGAUUAUUAAUUGAUGUAAAAAGAUGGAAUUUAUGCAAUAUAGAUACAAUUAAAAGUAUUAAACAACAGGCUAUUAGUGGAAUUUUGAAAAGGAGGAAAGCUCAAACAAUUACUGCAUUUGUUGAAGCUGUUGAUAGAUCUGCUAUAGACCCCCUAAUUAUACUUAGAGAUGCAAGUGGCUCAAUAAAAUGCACACUACACAGGGAUGCAUGGUCACAGUUCUCACCUUAUAUUGUAUCACAAUAUUGUGUGCUAAUAUUGUCAAAGCCAACAAUAUUGAUUACAGGAAGUGCCUUCAAAAAGCAUUAUUUAAACAUAACAUUAAAUAAUAUAUAUGCCAUAUACAGCUCAGCUGUUUUGAAUGAUGAUGCAGAAAAAAAAGACAUGUGCGAGGGAUAUGAAGUUGUGCAAGAAGAAGAUUUUACUGUGAUAAAAGCUAUCAAUUUGUCAAGUACAAAUCCAGAUUUAAAUAAUGAUUUAGAUGCUAGUGGAAAUAAUAUAUUAGAUGGUUUAGAUAGCAUAUUUUCCGAAGACAUAUUUUGAAUACUAAACAUUAUUAUAUAGAAAGUGAUAACAUAAUAAAAAACUCUGUCAAGAUAUCAAAGAUUACGUCGAAAUAUAGCGAAGGCGCGAGUAAUGCUCCGCACAACUGCAAUAAUUGUUCAUGCCUUUUUGCUUGCGGAAGGCGUAUGUCCCGAACGUACACUUUUACGAUUUGUCACUUUAAAAUUUGCGUAGUUCACUAGCCGUAUGCGAAUAAAUUAGCAUGCGUGCGUAUAGCUCAUCAGCAAUUCGCAAUUACACCCAGUCAUUAGAGACUUACCACAUUGGACGAAUGCGAGUGGAGCGGAGGCGCGACGAUUUUGUAGGGGACGUGCUUUGAACAAUAUGUGAGCUUCCAAAUCAUUUUGGACAGUCAGAAUGGAUUCCAACAAGGAAACAUUAUAAGCAGAAGAUGCCGAAAACCUACGUAGAAGCAGGUACUUACUGCAAAGAAUUCGGGAAAAUCAUUUAAUGAUUUUGCAAACAAGUGAAUAUUUGUUCCUACGUAAGAAUAUCGACCUACAUUUUACGAGUAAUUGCAUCUAAUACAAUUAUACUUACGACGCAAAUACACACUUAUGAAAAUAUAAUUUAAUUGAAGAAAAGGGUUGUACGCAAUGACGUUUUACAAAUAGACGCGUCAUACACCAACAAAAUGGCACAUAAAAACGGCGCAUUAUUUGCUAUAGUCACGUACCUGUACAUAUAAUUACAAAUUGGCUCGAAGAAGGAAUAAAAAGAUGCAGAAUACAUUCGCUGGAAAAGGAUAUAUAUACCUACAUUGAGAGUUAAGUAACAACGUUAGAGCCGCACGCUCAUUGGACGUCAAGUCUGGCAAUUGCCUUGCUUUCGUCUUGUCAGUAUUGAGCUCGGACAACGUAUCUAUGUAAUAAAAACAUCUUAGGUUGUACGAGAAUGUACGUAGAGUCGAUGAAUGAAGAUGUGGCGCAUUCGGAAUUCGCUGCGUCGCUCGUAGCUCCGCUAUAAAUCCGCCAGUGUCAGAAGAGCAUUUGACCUACACAUACUCCAAAGAAAAGUAACUUCAAACCAAUCUUUCUGUUUGAAAAAUAUUCAAGAAUGAUUUUUGUAAAUAAAAACAAUUCAUAUACCGAGAACAUUUAA
Manduca sexta (tobacco hornworm) is the source of this 2384-nucleotide messenger RNA. RefSeq lists its product as uncharacterized. The record is from RefSeq and is a predicted model, not a curated record. NCBI's taxonomy places the organism in Eukaryota, Metazoa, Arthropoda, Insecta, Lepidoptera, Sphingidae. The transcript is spliced from 5 exons. Gene Ontology annotation, biological process: recombinational repair. The coding region runs from base 306 to 1262 and encodes 318 amino acids.